AGCGUUUGGGCCUAUCUUUCUGGCCUAUUUAUCAAAAUGAAAAUGUCCCUCUAAUACUUGACAAAUCAAAUGAAAACCCUAGCUGGGGUUUUAUCUUUUUCUUCUUCUUCUUCCAUCGUCUCUGUUCUACAGCAACAAUGUCGAUGUCCAAGAGUUCCAAAAUGCUUCAAUUCAUCAACUACCGGAUGCGUGUCACCAUCCAAGACGGACGCCAGCUGGUUGGCAAAUUCAUGGCCUUCGACCGUCACAUGAAUCUCGUGCUCGGCGACUGCGAGGAGUUCCGCAAACUACCUCCUGCUAAAGGGAAGAAAAACACCAAUGAGGAACGGGAAGACCGUCGAACCCUUGGCCUUGUUCUUCUCCGUGGCGAAGAGGUUAUUUCCAUGACCGUCGAAGGUCCUCCUCCUCCUGAAGAGUCACGUUCCAAGGCUGCCUCCGCUAAUGCCGUCCCUGGCCCUGGCAUUGGCCGUGCUGCCGGCCGUGGCAUCCCCACUGGGCCUCUCGUUCAGGCCCAGCCUGGUCUUGCUGGCCCUGUCCGGGGUGUUGGAGGCCCCGCUCCUGGGAUGAUGCAGCCACAGAUUUCUCGCCCACCUGUUCCACAGCUCUCGGCUCCUCCAAUGGCUUACCCUUCUGCUGGUGGAGCAGCACCCAUGAUUCGGCCACCUGGCCAAAUGCCGCCUGGUUCUUACCCGGGACAGCCACAAGCACCUCAGAUGCCACGUGGGCCGCCUCCUCAGGUACCACCACCUGCUUUUGGAGUAAGGCCACCUCCUCAAUUCCCAUUGCCACCACCACAAUUUGGUCAGAGGCCGAUGGUUCAACCUCCUGGACCAAUGAUGAGAGGGCCUCCAGCUCCACCACCUCCAAGGCCUGGAAUGCCUGCUCCACCUCCACCACGGCCUGGAAUGCCUCCUCCGCCUGGUGCUGUUCCUGUUUUUGGACCACCACGCCCAGGAAUGCCGCCUCCACCAAACCCUCAAAACCAGCAGCAGUAGUGAUUUUGAUUUGGUAUGGCAUAUUUCAGCUUCCGAUAGCUUCUGUUGUCUAUUAUGAUGGUAUGAUUGAUAACAAUUUGAUGGUAAUAAAUAAUGUGUAAGAUUUACUAGGACUAGUUAACUAAUUUAUGAAGUGAGUCUUCUUAAGAGAUUAAAAUGCAGGUUUUCUUCGUUUGAUAUGUUUGUUUGAACCUUUGUUGCCUUAGUUGAGUCUUCCAGAGAAAAGUUCAUUUGUGUAUGUUUAUUAUGUUGAGUUUGCAUGUUACUUUGUCUUUAACAUUGUUGUCACAUUUUUCAGAGUUUUAGUGGUUUUAAUUCUGUGUUUGUAUUUCUCUAUGUUGAUUUUUCUUUCAAGUAUUAUGUUGUUUGUGUAAUAGAAAUCUGUGUUAGAGGGGAAAAGUGAAUGUUAAUAUUUUUUCAUAUGUUAAACAGAUUAUAAGUACAAUAUGUAUCAAAUGAUAUGCUCAAAUGGAAACUAACUACAUGGAUUUUCAAAUGAAAAACCAUAAAGGUGGUUGCUUGCUGUCCUGUGCAGUAGCCAUGAGACUGCCCAUAACUUGGCAGCAUGCAAGGACGGCCUUUUGCUGCAUCUGUUUGCUUCAGAGCAGCAAGUGAUGAGGGUGCCACCAAAUCAACAUGUUUCUAGUGAAAAGUAAUGUCAGAACACAAGUAAACCCACACUCAACCAAAUAAGAAAAAGGAUGCCACCAAGUAAAAAGUAGCACAGAGUAACACCUGUGAAAUAGUUCCUAAACAUUUAAAGUAUAAAGAAACCUCUAAACUGAGACCGGUUUUAAUUAGUAUUCAACACUCUUAAGUAAUGUCAAGAAAAUAUUGGAGAACAAUAAACAUGCAGGCAAGGCUAGCUGCUUUUCUUGCGGCAAUUAGAGGCUGUUAGCACUUGGUAGCAGCUGACCGAAUAAUCACAGUUGACAUUAAAAUAAUACCGACCAAAGAAAAGGCGGAUUUAAUCUCUCAGAAACUAUUUCUUUAGAUAAAGCUUCAGAUACAAUACCCUUCAGAAGAUAAUGCUCACAGAAAACAGAAUUAGAAUCAUAUUUUUAUAGAAUCUGGAAAAUGGUUUUUGAAUACUAGCAAAGGGCACCAACAUCUACAAUGCUACAACAAGAAAUGAUGAUGUCUAGGCAGCAAUGGUACUUGAAAUAAUCUGGGAGGUCUGCAGAUAAAAUUUUGCGGUUACAUAAGAACUUCAAUGAAUAAUCACCAAUACUUAGGCAACUUAGCAUUCUAUGAAGUGAUUCAUUACAGAAGAUGAAAGUUGGAUGAACUUAAUGAUUCCCAAAAAAUAAAUAAAAGAUUGAUAUAGAAAGGACAAUACAAAGAGCAUUACAGUUGUUAGAAGUGGAGACACAAAGAAGCAUUUCUUAAAAAGUGCAUAAUUUCACUUACUUUUGAUUUAUUGAUCCAAUGCUAAUUAUUCAAGCUGUUGAAGCAUUGCUGGAUCCUUUUUUCCCAAUAGUCUUGUAUCCAAAGCUCCAAACUACUUUUAAAUUUACCAAAAGACAGGGAUGAUUACACAAAAAAAAAAAAAA
Durio zibethinus is the source of this 2548-nucleotide messenger RNA. Lineage: Eukaryota; Viridiplantae; Streptophyta; Magnoliopsida; Malvales; Malvaceae. The record is from RefSeq and is a predicted model, not a curated record.